AAAGCUUAGUAAAGAUCGAUUAAGAAAUUAAGAAAUUCGAUAGCAGCAUAUCAAAAAGAUUGCUGACUGAGAGAUGUGGCAGCAAAUCUCUUACGCAGACGAUAUACAUCUCCAAUCCUUCCAAGACGUGCACUGUGCAGACAGAUGGGCUAGAUGGCUUGUGGCAGUGAAACCUCAGUGCAGUCAGCUUUAGUAAAUUUCCUGAAGCAGCACACACUUGAAGAUCAUGUGAGUGAUGUUGAUGAGAUAGUACUGAGCUAUGUGCUGAGUAUUCUGGAGGACCUAGGAGAUGGAGAGAGUCCGGAGGAGGAUAUUGACGUGGACCAGUUCAUAGAGGUCAUGGAUGCAUACAUUCCAGGCUUCGGAGAAAUAGACAGUGUUAAAGUCUGUGAGUGGAUGUUUGAGCUGGCCUCAGCUUUAAAAGAGGGUAGCUCUGGGGCAUCAGAUGAGCCCACAUUCCCAGCUUUGAACCCAGACUUGAUCUUUGGGGCCUGCAAGAUAGAGCCUGACACCAGAGCACAGGCAAGGGUCCGCAACCAGAACUCUACAGGGGACAGUGACAGGAGCUGCUCAGAGUCGUCACAAGAGGAGGUUGACAGCGUUCUAGACACACUGGUGGAGAUGUUUCCUGGCACGCUGCGACUCGAGCUGGAUCACUGCCUACAGGGGGCACAGGGCGACGUGGAGGCCGCUGUACAGCUCGUGCUUUACAGACAGGAGGCCGGGCUUGCAAUCACACAAGAUAAACAGGCAAAACAGAAGAAAUCUAAAGCCAUUACACCCUUAGAUGACAAAAAAGCAAAGGAAAAACUUAUGGAAAGGUAUGGCUUUAUAGACGUGGAUGAAGACAAAAGGCAACACAAACCAUCUGCUCCAAAGACAGAGUCCAAGAAGCUUGUACGUUACCUUGACAGCCAGGUUGUGAACACCAAAGGUCAGAAGUUCACUGAGAUUAAAAAAGAUGACUCAGAGGAGAUGAAAAAGACAUACAUCAACCUUAAACCUGCCAAGAAAUACAGAUUUCACUAGUUUUUAUGGCGUUUUUGCUAUAUUUAUGAUAAUUUUUAUGAUAAUGACAUUUUGUGAUAUUCAGAUUAGGGUUCAGAAUGUUCGAAUGUGUAGUUUUGUCCAUUAUUAUGUUGUAGAACAAUGAUAUCUGUGAAAAAAUAAUCUGAUUGUUUAUUUUUAUUUUUUUGUAUCUUAGGGUGGAUAUUUGUGAAGAAGUUGCGAUGAAAAGAUAAUCUGAUUGUUUAAUGUUAUUUUUUUUUAUAUCCUAGAGUAGAUAUUUGUGAACAAGAUACACCAACAAUCUGAUUGUUUUAUUUUUUUAUAUCUUAGGGUAUAGAUGAUUCUGUUGUUAUUUUUUUACAUUUAGAAAUUGUGACAAAAAGGGUGUCACUUUAACCUUGUCAUUUUUAAAAGUAGAAAAAGCAACUGUUAUAUCAUGUGUGAUGUAAGAUCACACAUCAACACCAAAACAUUGUUAGUGUUUUUUUGCGGAUGCAAAUGGGAUUGCAACAAAGAUACAAUCUUUAGACAGCCUUUGAUGAUAACAACUCCCAAAUUACCAUUAGAAUAAAACCUACACUAUAAACCAAUAAAAUUGCAGAUAGGCAAUCAUUAUAUACUAGACCUAAUUGUUAAUUUUUUUCACCUUUUGCGGGUGUUUAAAGGUCCGCCUACUGCCACUCUGUGUCAGAAUUUGCAUUGUCAAUGUAUCAGCCAAUGAGGUUGUAUUCUUAGUCAGUUUAAUGACAUGAAGCUUCAAGUAAUUGCUAGUGAUUAAGAAUGGUUCAUUCGCUUCGCUCGCUCCACCCAUUCUUAUUCAUUUAGAAUUUACUUCAUGUCAUCUAAUUAUUACUUAAGUCAUAUAUUAGUUUUAGUUAGUUAGUUAUAAAAGCAUUCUAAAGAUUUUUCUCAAAUGAGAGUUUAUAUAUUAUAUUAAUUUGUGUAUUGUUUCAAUUGACAGCACAAUGUAGAAACGAAAGAUAUCAUAUUAUAAAUUAUAUAAUAAUGUUGAAAUGCUCUGGUAUGCAGCCAUAUUCUUGUAGACCAAUUGAACAAAAUUACAGCCACAAUCUAUAAAUAGUUUGAUAAGCCUUUUGACUGACCUAAGAAAUACUCUCAACCUGACCCAACUCAAUAACCAACUUUAGAUUGAUCUUAAGUUUUAGAUUAGAAUUUAAGUGUUUUGAUUGGCCGGUAUAUAGCUGACCAAUAGGCUUAAUGGAAACACAGGCAUAUCCAAGGAUAAAGAUAAGAUCAAUAUUGAAUUCUACCUCUUGGCUUUUUUCUUUCUUUCAUUUUUCAUUAUGGUGUUAAGGGGUUAGGGAGUAAAUAAAUCAAAACUAUCUACACCUACCUUCCCUUUAAAAUGUGGGUUGGUAAGGCCAAAUAAUUUAUUCAUUAUAGCCCAAUGAAAUUUCUUCCAAUCUUGUUUUUUUAUGAAAAUAAAACCAACUUGUGUUCAAAAUCAUGUCAUUAAAGAAGUACUUGAAGUUAUCAAAGAAGAGCUUUACAUUAUCAUGUCCAUUGUAUACAGAUGUACAUCAUGUCAUUAAAGAAGUACUUGAAAAAAGAGCUUUACAUUAUCAUGUCCAUUGUAUACAGAUGUACAUCAUGUCAUUAAAGAAGUACUUGAAGUUAUCAAAGAAGAGCUUGAAGUUAUCAAAGAAGAGCUUUACAUUAUCAUGUCCAUUGUAUACAGAUGUACAUCAUGUCAUUAAAGAAGUACUUGAAGUUAUCAAAGAAGUACUUGAAGUUAUCAAAGAAGAGCUUUACAUUAUCAUGUCCAUUGUAUACAGAUGUACAUCAUGUCAUUAAAGAAGUACUUGAAAAAAGAGCUUUACAUUAUCAUGUCCAUUGUAUACAAAUAUACAUCAUGUUAUUAAAGAAGAGCUUGAAGUUAUUAUGUCCAGUGUAUACAGAUGUACAUGAUGUCAUUUAAAAAGUUCUUGAAAUUAUCAUGUCCAUUGUAUACAGAUGUAUGUCAUGUCAUUUAAGAAAUACUUACUAAGUUAUGUUCACUGUAUACAGAUGUACAACAUGCCAUUAAAGAAGUACAUGAAGUUAACAUGUCCAUUGUAUACAGAUGUACAUCAUUAAAAAAGAGUCUAACAUUAUCAUGUUCAUGAUGUUUAUAGUUAAAAAUCAGGUCAAAGAAGUACAUAACGUUAUCAUGUCAGUUGUACGUACUGUAUAUGCUUACUGUUGUGUACAUGUCUUUUUAGGCUUACAGUAUAUUUUACAUUUAUAUUAUUUUUUUGGUUUUAUUGAUUACUGUCGCUGCAGUCACUGUAAAUGCCAAGUAAUGUUUUAUAUUUCUUAAUAAAUGAAAGCAAAAUGUUCA
Molecule: messenger RNA, 3349 nt
Organism: Mya arenaria
Lineage: Eukaryota; Metazoa; Mollusca; Bivalvia; Myida; Myidae
Product: CUE domain-containing protein 2-like
Exons: 10
Coding region: 154-1029 (291 amino acids)
Molecular function (GO): ubiquitin binding
Source: RefSeq, a predicted model, not a curated record